Magnolia sinica is the source of this 1910-nucleotide messenger RNA. RefSeq lists its product as uncharacterized. The record is from RefSeq and is a predicted model, not a curated record. Lineage: Eukaryota; Viridiplantae; Streptophyta; Magnoliopsida; Magnoliales; Magnoliaceae. The transcript has 4 exons. The coding region runs from base 187 to 1467 and encodes 426 amino acids.
AAAGAAGAAAAGAAGAAAAAAAGAAAAAAGGAUAAAUCCCAGUCCUACAACAGCACUCCACUCGCUUUUCUUCUUCCACACUCUCUCGCUCUCGCACGCACAUAAGCUGUUUGAUUUUAUUCCACAGAGAAAAACAAAAACCCUCGUCUCAGAGAGAGAGAGAGAGAGAGAGAGAGAGCUGCAGAAAUGGGAACGAGAAUCCCAUCCCAUCAACUGAGUAACGGCCUUAUAGUCUCGGGCCGCCCCGAGCAGUACAAGGAACGGCCGCCGACCAUGGCCUCCCGUGCCGUCCCCUACACCGGUGGCGACGUCAAGAAGUCCGGCGAGCUCGGCAAGAUGUUCGACAUUCCCGUCGUCGACCCCUCAAAAUCCCGCCCCUCAUCGUCGUCCCAGCACAACAGCGGCUCCAUCCGAUCCGCCUCCAACUCGGGUCCCAUUCCUCCCAAACCGUCCAAUUCGGGUCCACUCCCUAAGAAAUCCUCCGGCCCGCUCCCACUCCACCCCACUGGCCUCAUCACCUCCGGUCCCAUCGGGUCUUCAGCGUCCGGCGGUGGCGGGGCGCGCCGCAGCGGGCAGCUCGAGCCGUCGGCGUCGAUGGGGAAACCGUACGGCCCUGCCGUGACCAGCCUUGGGGAGAAGGCUAAGUUCGGGUUCAAGAUCUCGAAGCCGAUAAUGUGGGUCAGUGUGGUGGUGUUCGCGAUUGGGCUGAUGGCAGGGGUGUUCAUGAUGGUGACGGUGAAGAAGGCAGUGAUUCUGGUGGUGGUUGGAGGGAUUCUGGUGCCAGUGGUGGUGCUAAUUGGGUGGAAUUAUGCAUGGGGGAGGAGGGGCGUGCAGAGGUACUUGAGGAAGUAUCCAGAUGCAGAAUUGAGGGGCGCGGCGGAUGGGCAAUGUGUGAAGGUUACUGGGGUUGUGACCUGUGGCAGUAUCCCUCUUGAAUCAUCUUUUCAGAGGGUCCCUAGGUGCGUCUAUGUAUCCACUGAAUUGCAUGAAUACCGAGGAUGGGGUGGAAAGUCUGCAAACUCCAAUCAUCGUCGAUGCUCAUGGGGAUUGAGGCAUUCUGAGAGGCAUGUGGCAGAUUUCUACAUCUCUGACUUCCAGUCCGGGUUAAGAGCACUGGUGAAAGCUGGGUACGGAGCAAAGGUUGCUCCAUUUGUUAAACCUGCGACUGUUGUUGAUAUAACUGCGGAAAACAGAGAGCUUUCUCCAAGCUUUUUGCAUUGGUUGGCAGAGCGUAAUCUUUCCAGCGAUGACCGGAUAAUGCGCCUCGAAGAAGGGUAUAUCAAAGAGGGGAGCACUGUAAGUGUCAUGGGUAUCGUGCAACGCCACGAUAAUGUGCUCAUGAUCGUUCCAUCUGCAGAGCCAGUCUCAACAGGUUGUCAGUGGUUGAGCUGCCUCCUACCCGCAUACAUCGAAGGCCUUGUUUUGAUGUGCGAUGAAAGUCAGAGCGCUGAUGUCAUUCCUGUGUAAAUAUUGGGGAUAAUAUCACACUUUCUCCGCUCUUCCUCAGUCUCCUAUUUCAGUUUUAGUUGAAUGUAAAAAUUGGGCAUUUUGAAUUUGAGAGCAGGAAGGAAGCCUAGGAAGAUUGACAUAAUAAGUGAGGAUGAUGAUAUACACGUAUGAGUUCCGACUGGAGAUAGUUGCAGCUUCAGGAGAUGUUGUAUUGUGUUAGCAUAUGCAUUUUUAGUAUGGCUGAUGUAAAGAUGCGAAGAUGCCAAAAUGGUUUCCUCUUUGCUUUCUGUAGCUGAUUUGUUUGUUGGUAAGUGCAUAUAAAUACUUUUGUUCUUUUUUUUUUUGUUGCUUCGAAGGAGUGUCUAUUUACAGUGAUUGCCACCUUCUGGUUAAUGGGUUUUGUGAAUAUGUGCAAAUUCUGUUGAUGUUGAUUUUGACUGUGAAAGCUUGGCUUCUGUUUA